GCUGCUAACUUUCUCGGUGCUCUCAACUACAGUACGUGGUGGCAUCCUGUUACGGCGGCGCCGAGAUGAGGCAAAAGAGGAAAGGAGAUCUCAGCAGUGCUGAGCUGAUGAUGCUAACUAUAGGGGAUGUUAUCAAGCAGAUGAUUGAAGCUCAUGAACAGGGCAAAGACAUCGAUCUAAAUAAGUUGAAAACCAAGACAGCUGCCAAGUACGGCCUUUCGUCCCAGCCCCGCCUGGUAGACAUCAUCGCUGCGGUCCCUCCUCACUAUCGAAAGAUCCUGGUUCCCAAGUUAAAGGCAAAACCCAUCAGGACUGCCAGUGGGAUUGCUGUUGUGGCUGUGAUGUGUAAACCCCACAGAUGUCCACACAUCAGUUUUACAGGGAAUAUAUGUGUAUACUGCCCUGGAGGACCUGAUUCAGAUUUUGAGUACUCAACCCAGUCUUACACGGGCUAUGAGCCAACUUCCAUGAGAGCUAUCCGUGCUAGAUAUGACCCUUACCUGCAGACAAGACACCGGAUAGAGCAGCUAAAGCAGCUCGGUCACAGCGUGGAUAAGGUGGAGUUCAUCGUGAUGGGUGGAACGUUCAUGGCCCUUCCGGAAGAAUACAGAGAUUUCUUUAUCCGAAGUUUACACGAUGCCUUAUCAGGCCACACUUCAAACAAUAUUCACGAGGCAAUCAAGUAUUCUGAGAGAAGCCUCACAAAGUGUAUUGGAAUUACGAUUGAGACCAGACCCGAUUAUUGCAUGAAGCGGCACCUAAGUGACAUGUUGACAUACGGCUGCACCAGGCUGGAGAUCGGAGUGCAGAGUGUCUACGAAGAUGUGGCCAGAGAUACCAACAGGGGCCACACUGUAAAGGCAGCAUGUGAAUCAUUCCACCUGGCCAAAGAUUCUGGUUUCAAAGUGGUGGCUCAUAUGAUGCCUGACCUGCCAAACGUGGGACUAGAAAGAGACAUUGAGCAGUUUAUAGAAUUUUUUGAGAACCCUGCUUUUCGGCCUGAUGGUUUGAAGCUCUACCCUACCCUGGUGAUCCGUGGAACUGGGCUGUAUGAGCUAUGGAAAUCAGGAAGAUACAGGAGCUAUUCUCCCAGUGACCUCAUCGAGCUGGUGGCUCGGAUCCUAGCCCUUGUGCCCCCAUGGACUCGUGUGUACCGAGUGCAGAGAGACAUUCCAAUGCCACUAGUCAGCUCAGGAGUAGAGCAUGGCAACCUGCGAGAGCUGGCCUUUGCAAGAAUGAAAGAUCUUGGAAUACAGUGCCGAGAUGUGAGAACCAGGGAGGUUGGAAUUCAAGAAAUUCAUCACAAAGUUCGGCCAUACCAGGUUGAGUUGGUACGGAGAGAUUACGUUGCCAAUGGUGGCUGGGAAACCUUCCUGUCCUAUGAGGACCCUGAUCAGGACAUUCUGAUUGGCCUCCUAAGGCUACGGAAGUGCUCCGAGGAAACCUUCCGGUUUGAACUGGGUGGAGGUGUCUCCAUAGUCCGAGAGCUGCAUGUGUAUGGAAGUGUGGUUCCUGUGAGCAGCCGUGAUCCCACUAAAUUUCAGCAUCAGGGCUUCGGCAUGCUCCUGAUGGAAGAAGCAGAAAGAAUAGCUCUAGAAGAGCACGGAUCUGGGAAAAUUGCGGUGAUAUCAGGGGUUGGCACAAGGAAUUACUACCGAAAGAUUGGCUACAGAUUACAAGGCCCGUACAUGGUAAAGAUGCUAAAAUAAUGGCUUCACCAGUCCCCUUCAUGCAGCAUCCUCCCUGGCAGAAGACAGCGAGUGGGAUCUCUUGAAUGCCCAGCAGAGGCUGAGCAAGUAGAUGGACCUGUACGCCCCCUGGGGAGCGCUCUGCCCUCCCACUGCGACUUCCGCCUCACAGCCUACCCUGCUGACAGAGGCCAAAGCCACCCUCUUUGUGCACCCAUGGAGUCACUUCUGGAUUUGAGGCUUAAAUGAUUUUUCCAGUUUCUAAAUUCUGCAUGAAGGCUGCAGGUGACCCAUUUGGGCUACGAUGGUGUGGCAAAAGCAAACCAACUUCUUUGGCCAUCAUCACUUGUGACUGUUGCCUGAGGGGCAGCUUCGGGAGAAGAUUGUUUAUAGAUCCAAAGCUGAAAGCCGAACUGCAGCACAGAAAAGCUGUCAGACGUGGCUCUCUGGCCUUUAGCUACAUGCACGUUCACCCUAGACUUGAGAAAAUGAGAUUUGCACUGGAAGUCUCAGUGACUGUGCCCGUGUCUUGAAAUGUGCUGUGUUGGGUGAGAAAAGAGCUGAGGUUGUGGUUUGUGUUCAUAAGCUUGAUGCUAGCCGUCACCAGCCCAUCCUGUCAGGAGUCUGCCCUGACCUGGGCCAUCACAGAAGCCUUUGUCUCACAUCUGUGAAUGUCUAUACAUCCGUACCCUGACACCUGCAGGGCUCUGUGAGCUACCUCCAGCGUGCUGGCCUAGCUCUGUGCCAGCCAGUUCAUCUGUCCUGAGGAGACAUGGUCCAGUGUGCAGAACCAGAGCCUCUCGGCCUCGGUCAGAACUAGUCCACCCUCACAAGUGUCUCUGCAUGUUAAUUCUGUAAGGUGUCGAUGGCGCUGCAUGGAGACUGUAGCAGUUUGGCUAGUGUGUGAAAGCAGGCCUGACUGACCUGCGCAGAGGGAUGGUGGGCCUUCCAGAGGCUCCUUCACCAUCCAGCUUCACCUGGGCAUCUGUCGUUUCAUUUCCAACAGUGUUUAGUGAAAGCUGUUCUCUAAAAGGUCUGAAAAAUAAAGUCUUUAGCAUAAAA
Psammomys obesus (fat sand rat) is the source of this 2750-nucleotide messenger RNA. RefSeq names its product elongator acetyltransferase complex subunit 3 (gene Elp3). Gene Ontology annotation, cellular component: cytoplasm; nucleus; elongator holoenzyme complex. Gene Ontology annotation, biological process: tRNA wobble base 5-methoxycarbonylmethyl-2-thiouridinylation. The transcript has 15 exons. Lineage: Eukaryota; Metazoa; Chordata; Mammalia; Rodentia; Muridae. Bases 66 to 1709 code for a protein of 547 amino acids. Gene Ontology annotation, molecular function: iron-sulfur cluster binding; acyltransferase activity, transferring groups other than amino-acyl groups. The record is from RefSeq and is a predicted model, not a curated record.